Molecule: messenger RNA, 339 nt
Organism: Diorhabda carinulata
Lineage: Eukaryota; Metazoa; Arthropoda; Insecta; Coleoptera; Chrysomelidae
Product: cuticle protein 64-like
Exons: 1
Coding region: 1-339 (112 amino acids)
Source: RefSeq, a predicted model, not a curated record
AUGUACAAAUUAUUGAUUUUUACUACAAUUUUCGCUUUAUGCAGCGCUCGACCUAGCAAUAUUGGUUAUACUUAUAGCCUACCAAGUGUUUCGACCUUUGCAGCUCCAGUAGCAGCCGUGUCUCCAACAGUGUCCGUCAAUUCUGGUAUCAGUACCCAAUCCCGAGUCGACUAUAGAACGCCUAGUUUUGUUGCUGCUCCUGCUUUAGCUACUUCAGUUGCGGUACCGGCUUUGGCUACUAGUUCAGUUGGGUUUGGAUACGGAGGAGUUCCUGGAUAUGGAAAUAACGGAGGAUAUGGUCUGAAUGCUAUUGGAUAUGGUAUAGGUUAUGGUCAUUAG